This is a messenger RNA of Helicoverpa armigera (cotton bollworm), 3941 nucleotides long. RefSeq lists its product as uncharacterized. The record is from RefSeq and is a predicted model, not a curated record. The transcript is spliced from 3 exons. Lineage: Eukaryota; Metazoa; Arthropoda; Insecta; Lepidoptera; Noctuidae. The coding region runs from base 226 to 3090 and encodes 954 amino acids.
CAUCCUUAUAGCUACUGUCAAAAUAGUAACUGUCAAAGGAAAAAACGAGCGAAAACGCAAAAGUUCCACGGCUUGCAAUGCAAUUUAAUUUGUUUAAAUAUCAAGUUUGAGUGCAUUACUUUUAAUAAGGAUUGUGUAUUUUACUAAUAUUUUGAGUAAUAGGACAUAUAAAAUUGUGUAUGAGUGCUGGAAACUACUGUUAAAUGUUUGUUAUUGGUACGCGUCAUGCCCCCGCGUAUUAGAACGCGAGCUUCCAAAGCUCUAAAAGAAAACAUUGACAUCACGGAAAACAAAUUGAAGCCUGCAAAAACUAACACAAAAGCUCCACGAAAACCUUUGGCAGACAAAACUAAUUCCGCGUCAGAUGAUCCGUCGUUAGAAAUCCCGACAAAGGUUAAGAAGACAAGUUCAAACAAGAAUGGAGAAAAGAAAGCGGCCGAAACGAAGAAGAAACAAACUGUUAAACAUAAAGAUAACGUUAAACCUAAUGAAAACGUGAAACCUGCCAAUGAAGGACGGCCACGAAGGGAGAGAAAAUUGCCGAAUCGGUUUGUAGAGAAUGUUAUUUUGAAUAAUUUAUCUAACAGCAAGGAAAGUCCAAAUGUGACCGUUAACAGUUCAACAACUACACUAACCACUGAGAAAACCCCAGUGAAGAAAACAAGUGUAUCUAAAAAUGAUAUUACAGAACCCUCUCCGUUCAGGACACCAUCAAAAGUUGAUAGUAGCUUACUUGCUAGCCGUCCUACUAGGAUAUGUCGCUUACCAUCACGUUUGGAAGACCAUUCCAUUAGUCCUCACAAGUACAUACCAAUACUACCUGCACAUGCCAGCACACCCAUACAGCCAAGUAAAGCAAGACCUGUUGUACUUAUAAACAAGAAUGAAAUAACAUGUCAUAAUGUAGGUAAGAAUAUAGAAACAAAAGCAACAAAAACUAGGCCAACCAGAUUAGCCAAAUUAAAUGCACAAAAGAAAUCUAGUGACAAAACACCUGAGAAAAGUAGCCCAGAUAGUAACAACAAUGCUAAAGGCAGAACUAGGAAGAAAGCAACGAAAAUUCAGCCCCAAGCUACUAAGAAUUCUCCAGAUAAGAAAAAACAAUUGCCAAUUCGCAAAUUCCUUACACCCAUGGCAAAAUUCCAAUCAUCAUUAAACAAAACACAAUCACCAGCCAAGAAAAGUAGUCCAAAACAAUCUACCAACAAGAAGACAGACAAAAAUCUAUCAUUCAAACUACUUGGAAGUAAGAAAAAGUCACAAGACACUGAGAAUAAGGACCAGGAUGUCUAUGAGUUCACUUUUGAUCCAAAUGAAGAACCAAAGCCUGAAAAGAAGAAACGUAAAAGAACUGUUACAAAGAAAUCUGCACCUACACCUAACCCUAGGAAAGUUGUUUGCAAAAGCACUUAUGAUAAAAAUAUAAAAAAAGCAUUAGCAGCACUGAAGAAUGCUAUUCAGCCUGCCAAAACUACAGAAGCACCGAAGCUACCACAAAUUACAGAGAAUACUGAACAAGCAGAUAAUGUACAACAAAAUAACGCAACAAACAACUUCAAUGUUGUACAAACAAAUAAUAUUACAAACACCAAUAACAUGGCUUUAAAUGAUACUGGCAAAACUUCUGUACAUGAAUGUAAUUAUCCAUCAAUAAGAGUAGAAGAUAUUGCAGCAGAUAUUGAACCGAGUAUUGAUCACCAUGCAGAUUUAAAUUAUUCCCCUGUUAACUCACCAAGGUCUAUUGGCUUUAAGACUCCAAACACACAUCAAUCCUUGAAUCACAGAGAAACUCCAGAAAGAUCUGUACAGAAUAAAGAUCCUCUCAAUUUGGCUGAAGAGCUCAGUUUCUUUGAUGACCAGCCUGUUGCCAGCAGUAGUAUGAAUAUGUCUGUAAGACAUCCAUUGGCUAGCCCAUGGAGAGUAGAAUUCGGUAAUCUACCUAUUAAGUGGCCUAGUAAUGCCUAUGUCAAACCAAAUAUGACACCAGCUGUUGAAACUUCCUUCAUCAACCCUGAAGACUCAAUUAAUAAGAAGAAGCAUGUAUACACAAACAUGGUGCCUCAGACAAAUGAAAUGUUCACAGACAUAGCUGAUACUACACCUAAUCUAAAACAGACUAGUAUAAUUUCAUUUAUAAAAGAAAUGGCAGAAAAGAGUGCUAAAAAGAAACGAGGGAGAUCUGUUUCACCAGCUAAGGCUAUUUAUCAGGAGAUUGAUGACAAUAAUGCUGAAACUAAUAAGAAUAAGAAAUCUGGGAAGAAGGGAGUUGGUAAUAAAACACCUAACCCUGCAAUUGAUACAUCUGAUGAGGUUUCAAGUAGUGGUAAUGACACUUCUCAUGAUAAAGAAAAUUCUAAGGAAGAAAGAAAAACUAGAAAACGUAAGAAUAAUGAAAACAUUUGUGACUUACCUGCAAAAUCUCCUCGGAAGCAAAAGGAUAAAGAUGGCACAUUCUUUGGUUUUGAUGAAAGUGAAGUUCAGGAUGAGAAUGUUUCUCCGAUUAAAAUAAAUAAUAAUCCUAGGAGCAGAUCAUUGAGGCCUAGAUCGAAAGCUGUGCUUCAAGAAAUCAAUGGUCCAACAAGGGCUGUGUUGCCAGUUGCUGCUAAGACAAAGAUAGCGACAAGUUCUGAGGCUGUAAAUAAAGUGUAUGAAGAGUUGAAGUCAGCUGCAGAUGCACCAGUCUUCCUAGAGAGGAAUGUCAAUGAAAAUGAAACAAAUGUUGCAGAUCCUACAAUUAAUGAGGAUUCACAGUCUGUCCAUUUGUUUGAAGAUAUUGAAGUGGUACAUCAUUUGAAGCCUACACGCAAGAGCUACGGGAAAGCCAAGAAAGUGACAUUCCGCCAGUGCUCCAACAGCACUUCUGACAGUGACAUCCAAGUUCCUGCAGAGGAUCCCAAUGAAUCAACCGACUAUGAUGAUUUGGGUGACCUGACCUUCGACGUUUGUAAUGUAACGGAAAAGAAAGUCGCUAAGAAGAGGAAGCCUAAGAAGCUAAUGUCUAAAAAGGAGGAAAAAGAAGCUGAAGCUUGGGCAGCGAACUUCAACUCAAUGUGUGAGGAUAUAGAAGAGUUCCCCUUACUUGUUGAGUAAAAUCAUAAUUUUACAAAUCAUGACAAUUUAAAUCUCAAAAUUUUCAUCUCAGUAAUUAUGUAAAUUAUUUGUAAGUUUAAAAUACUCAUUAUAUGAGAACAUACAACAACCCAUACAACAUGUUAAAUAAUGUGUCAUUCCAGUAAAAAAAAAAAUGCAAAUUAAUAGUACCUACAAUAUAAUUUAGGAUUCUUCAUGUUUCUUUUGUAAAUAGUCUGAAUAUAACUUAUAUCAACCAUCAGAGUAAAUUCUGGAUAAUUAUGAUGUGAGUGUACCUCAAAACAGUACAAUUUUUUUUUUAAUCAAGAGUUUUUAUCGUGGCCAUGUUUUUUUGCCAUUUAAGUUUAAUUUCAUGACAUUUUAAGCAUAGACUAUAAGUUUGAUUAGAAUAAUGAUUUAAUUUAUACCUAUCAUUGAUUUUAAUUUAGGGAAACAGCUUAAAGUAGAUAGUUACUUAAGCUGAGUUCUUUUAAUUUUAUAAAAAUCAUAAUUGCAAUUUUAAUUAUGAAGAGUUAUUAUUUUUAAGUUAAGAAUGGGACCAUAAUUAGGAAGUAACUAAUGAUUUUAAAUGUAGCGAGAUUAUUUUACCUCAAUUUAAGAAAAAAAAAUCUCAAUUAAUGUAUAGUUUUUAAUUUUAGAUUUAUGUGAGGGCCAUUUAUUUGUGUUAUUUUAUUUUUAUGUGAAAAUAGUUUAAAUUAUGUUUUGUACCCACCUUCUCUUAGUUUUCCAUUUCUGUUGUUCAGAUAUUUUAGUUUUAUUUCAAUUGGCUUAAUGCUGGCUGUUUUGCGUCUCGUCUACCCAUGUUUCCCCUAUGGACACAACUUAAGUUUAAUUAAAAAACAUUUCUAACA